Messenger RNA from Aspergillus caelatus, 1687 nucleotides. Its product is annotated as putative erythromycin esterase. Gene Ontology annotation, biological process: response to antibiotic. The transcript has a single exon. NCBI's taxonomy places the organism in Eukaryota, Fungi, Ascomycota, Eurotiomycetes, Eurotiales, Aspergillaceae. The record is from RefSeq and is a predicted model, not a curated record. Bases 27 to 1424 code for a protein of 465 amino acids.
AGCCAUAAUGUAUUCAACAUUGAUACAUGAAUCGCAAAUUGUGGAAUUUUAUGCGACUGUUUAAGCAGGUUCAUACUAUGUCACAACUCCAGGAACUAUUCACAGCGGCAGCCCGACCCUUGCCAGACAUUAAAGAUCCCGGCUUCAGCUCGAACUUCGACAGUUUCGCGGAUUAUCGCCUUGUCCUUCUGGGCGAUGGCAGCCAUGGCACCUCGGAAUUCUACACCGCGCGGGCAGAGAUCACCAAGCGUUUAAUCGAGCACCAUGGCUUCACCAUGGUAGCCGUAGAGGCCGAUUGGCCCGACGCUGAAGUAAUCGACCGUUACGUGCGUCAGCGUCCAGGCCCCAAGACAAAGAUCGGGGGUCACUCAAAACCAAUUGAUCCCUUUACUCGGUUCCCCACGUGGAUGUGGCGCAACCGUGAGAUGCAGGAGCUGGUCGAAUGGAUGCGCGAUUACAAUGUGCAAGUGCCAGACAGCAAGAAAGCCGGGUUCUACGGUCUCGAUAUAUACAGUCUGGGGGCCUCGAUCCGGGCAGUGAUUGACUACCUCGACCGUGUUGACCCAGCUGCCGGUAAAGUUGCCCGUCAGCGAUACGGCUGUUUGCAGCCAUGGGUAGAUGAUCCCGCAAUGUACGGGCUCGCUUCCGUGCGCGGAAUGGAGAAUUGUGAGAAGGGGGUGCUAGACACGCUCCGCGACUUGCUACAACGGCGACUAGAGUAUUCCGAAGACCGCCAUGAUGGCGAGGAGUACCAUAGCAGUGAGCAAAAUGCGUAUCUGGUGCGCGACGCGGAGCGCUACUAUAAGGCUAUGUAUUACAGCUCGGCGUCGUCGUGGACACUGCGCGAUACACACAUGGUGGAUACUCUCCGUAGAACACUGCGUCAUAAGCCCGAAGGAACGAAAGCCGUGGUGUGGGCGCACAAUUCUCACUGCGGAGACGCACGAUACACUAGUAUGGGGACCCGGCGCAAAGAAGUGAAUAUCGGCCAGCUAUGCCGUGAGCAGUUCGGCCGUGAGAAUGUAGCCUUGAUUGGCUGUGGCACGCACACCGGCACGGUGGCAGCAGCACACGAAUGGGAUGAAGACAUGGAGGUCAUGGAUGUCCGGCCCUCGCGGAAGGAUAGCUGGGAACGUGUCGCCCACAACACAGGAAUCCCAAGUUUCUUAAUCGAUCUGCGGCGGGACCGCAUCGAUCCCAACCUGGCAGCUGCGUUCGAAGCCGAGCCUCUCCGGCUUGAGCGAUUUAUUGGUGUGAUUUACCGGCCAGAUACAGAGAAGAUAUCCCACUAUUCGGCGGCAGACCUGCUCAAUCAGUUUGACGGGUAUGUCUGGUUCGAUGAAACACAGGCUGUGAAGCCACUGGAAAAGCAUGAGCCGGUGACGCCACGAGGAAAGGAGGAGACUUAUCCAUUUGGAUUAUAAUGAGAGUCAAGUAGAGCUAGUAUAAUCGAUCGAUCAUCUGUGCACAAAAGUCAAGAAUAUACGAACGGAGCAAUAAUAUCGUGAUACCAGGACCAUAUCAUAGCCAUGUAAUUUUAUGCAAAAUAACGGCUUUUCCGAGUUCCGUGGAGAAGGCAAUAGAAACAAGCAGUUUCUCGAUUUCUAAUAGAUACUUUUGAGUCUUUGACGCUGCUCGAUGUUUGUCCCUUCGGAGAUUGGAGUUAAGACGGAAACCGCAGUUAAAC